Sorghum bicolor (sorghum) is the source of this 1838-nucleotide messenger RNA. Its product is annotated as receptor-like cytosolic serine/threonine-protein kinase RBK2. Gene Ontology annotation, molecular function: ATP binding; protein kinase activity. Bases 133 to 1686 code for a protein of 517 amino acids. Gene Ontology annotation, biological process: protein phosphorylation. The transcript has 6 exons. Lineage: Eukaryota; Viridiplantae; Streptophyta; Magnoliopsida; Poales; Poaceae. The record is from RefSeq and is a predicted model, not a curated record.
UUGAGAACUCAGAGAGCAGAAUUCUUACCAGAUUAAUUGCGACUGAUCAUGUGCGCACCUCUGCAGAUUAAUAAGAGAGAAUGGUGGAGACUGAGUUGCAGAUUGGUUUCUGAUCGAUCUCCUGCAACUUGAAUGAACAGCGAAUUUCGGAACGCACCUUCGUCUUGUUUGCGGAUGAUGUCGCGUACGAACGCCGCCGGCGGCUCGCCGUCGCCGCGGAGCAACGACGAGUCGUCUGUCUCGCCAAGGUGCGUCCUCGACAACGGCUCCACGACAGCCUGCAGCAACGCCGGCACCUGCACCACCGUGGCCACCAGCAGCAGCACGCCAGCAACGACGACGUCAAUGGCGACGACGUGCGCGUUGUUUCCAGCUAUCACGGCGGCGACGUACACCGACCCGGCCGCGCUGCUGAAGGAAGCGACGGCUGCGGCGGCGGCCGCGCGGCGCGACGGGCCGUCGGCGCCGCCGUGGAAGGCCGUAGCCGAGGCGUGGCGCUCCAAGGCCAAGCGCCAGCUCUCCGGCCGCAUCCCGUCGCUGGGUCCCACGAUGUCGUCGACGCUCCGCCGCCUAAGCAUCCGCCGGCCAGACAACGUCGAGGUGCACGAGUUCUGCGUCCUCAAGCCCACCCUCCGCACCUUCUCCCUCGCCGAGCUCAAGAAGGCCACCCGCAACUUCAGCAAAGAGAACGUGGUGGGCAGGGGAGGGUUCGCGAAGGUGUACCGGGGCAGCCUCCCCGGCGGCGAGCUGGUGGCGGUGAAGAAGCUGACGGCUGCGGAAGGGGCGGACCGGAUGGAGGGGUUCCUGUCGGAGCUGGGGCACGUGGUGAAUGUGAGCCACCCAAACAUCGCCAGGCUGGUGGGCGUGGGCGUCGACGGCGGCGAGCACCUCGUGUUCCCCUUCUCCCGCCUCGGCUGCCUCUCCGGGAUGCUCCACGGCAGCAGCGGCGGCGCGGAGCCCAUGCCGUGGGAGGCGAGGUACCGGGUGGCGGUGGGCACCGCGCGCGGGCUGGAGUACUUGCACGAGAGGUGCGCCAGGAGGAUCGUGCACAGGGAUAUCAAGCCUGCCAACAUUCUCCUCAUGGACAACUACGAACCCCUGAUCUGCGACUUCGGGCUGGCGCGGUGGCUGCCGGCGACGCUGACGCAGCUGCAGGUGACGGUGUUCGAGGGCACCUUCGGGUAUGUGCCGCCCGAGUACACCACGCACGGCGUCUUCAGCGAGAAGACGGACGUGUUCGCGCUCGGCGUCGUGCUGCUCGAGCUCCUCACCGGACGCCGCGCCAUCGACGCCGCCAAGCUCAGCCUCGUCGCAUGGGCAAAGCAGUACCUCGACGUCGACGAAGACAGCGAGGAGACCCUGAAGAUGGCCGACCCUGCGCUGGGUGGCCGGUACGACGCCGAGCAGCUCCGGAACAUGGCCUGGGCGGCCACACUCUGCGUCCACACCUCCCCACACCAACGCCCACCCAUGAGCGAGGUGGUGCGGAUACUCGUAGGAGAGGGGACGCAUCCACGUGGCGGUGGGAGGCGCAGUGGGGCCCACCAGCUUGAUGAGCUCUCGGAACUGAACGGCUACGAUGUGGCGCCGGGAUACGUGGAUGAUCUGAGCCGCCAUAAGGCGCUCGCCUUCGCAGUCGACUUGGACUCGCCACGAACAUACACCCAACAACGCAUCUCUUCUUGAAGUCUAUAGCUAGGCACCUGGCACAACUCUUUUGUCGUGCUGCUAGUAAUGUAUAUUAUGUACAAACAUAAUUGUUAGAUCGCACAUUGUGUAUGGUGAAGAGUGAAGAAACUGAACAUUUUUAGUACAAAGUUUAAAUUGGUUCUUACACA